UUAAUCAUCACAUCAUACCACUUUUCUAUUUAAUUAUCUCAUUAUCUACACACAAACUCAUAAACAAAUGAGAAUAAAAUUGCAUAAAACUUUUACAUCAAUGCCUGCCAACUAGCCUCAUCUUUUUCUUUCUUUUAAAAGCUUGCACUUGUCUUCAAUCUCAUUCCGACAAAACCUCUCAAAGCAGCUACUUCUUGUAAACUUCCACUUCCACCACACCAAAAGCAAAGAAAAACCAUUAAUGGCUUUCGACCCCAUAACAGCAGAAGAUGACUACAUCGACAUGGAAGUUGGUUCCUACUCCAACUUCUUCUGUAACUCAAUAGUACCUUCUCCAAGAGAGUUUGAAUUCCAAAUGUCUUCCACACCAAAAGAAAGAGAUUACUCAACCAUGACAACAUCCCCUGCAGAUGAACUUUUUUACAAAGGAAAACUUCUUCCUCUUCAUCUUCCACCUCGUUUACAAAUGGUCGAAAAACUACUCCUUCAAAACUCCAAACCCAACUUCAUCUCAUCAUUUGAUCAUAUGAUGAGUCAAGAAGAAAGCUUAUUUGGUUGUGGUGAUGAAUUCUACAGCACCCCUUUAAUGACAACAGCACCAACACCAACAGCAACAAGUACUCCAUUCGAGUCCUGCAAUAUCUCACCUUCAGAAUCUUUUCGCAUGAUCAAUGACUCGACAGAGGAGGAGUACAUGAUGAUGAACAAGUGUUACUCCACAGAGCUUAGUGACUUCACCAAUGGUGGUCUUAACAAUGGUAGUAAAAAAUCUUGGGGUAAAGCUAAAAAGCUCAAGAACUCAUCUUCUUCUUCUUCCUCCUCACUUGGGUCGAAGCUUAAAGCUUCCAAGGCUUACCUCAAAUCUUGGUUUGGGAAAUCAGGUUGUUCCAACGAAUCAUCCACAGCUUCGAAAGACAUAGCAGAGAAGAGAUCAGUCGUCUCAUUUGGGCAAACUGAGAAAGAAAAGAAGGCAAAGAUUAGUAACACUGAUCAAGUAGAUGGUGGUGGUCGCCAUAGAAGAUCAUUCUCUUUGGCUUUUUUAAGAUAUUCAACAUACAAGUCCAGUUCAUCUUCUUCUUCAUCAUCAUCAUCAGCAUCAUCUACAUCAUCAUCUUCCUCUGGUUCAUCUUCUUUUUCUUCUUCUAACAUUUGUAAUAAUCAAGAAUUAAAACAGUUGAAGAGAUGUGGGAGUGUUAAGCAUUCUGAGAUUGAGAACUCGAUUCAAGGAGCUAUUGCACACUGUAAACAAUCUCAGUUUCAUUCUAGAAACACUGUCAAUGUUGACAAAGUUGGAUUAUGUGAAGAACAUGAUACAGUACCAGAAGGACUUUCCAGAGGAUGAGAGAGAUCAAAGUACAGAUUUUUUUUUUUUUUGGGUUUAAUAUUUUAUUUUUUUGACUCCCCUUUUUGAUUAUGCUGUAAUUUUUCUUUGAUUUUUGUAUUUCAUAAAUUUGACAAAAGAGAUUCUGUUUAAUUCUGAGUUAGUGUACUUGUAAAAUGUCAAAACAACUAAAGUUGCUGGGACAAGCUUUUCUGUCUGAUCAAAUUAAUUAAUGAUUGGUAAUAAAGAGACACUUUGAUUAUUAUCAAAA
Molecule: messenger RNA, 1592 nt
Organism: Cannabis sativa
Lineage: Eukaryota; Viridiplantae; Streptophyta; Magnoliopsida; Rosales; Cannabaceae
Product: probable membrane-associated kinase regulator 4
Exons: 1
Coding region: 242-1342 (366 amino acids)
Cellular component (GO): plasma membrane
Molecular function (GO): kinase inhibitor activity
Source: RefSeq, a predicted model, not a curated record